Molecule: messenger RNA, 4607 nt
Organism: Haliotis rufescens (red abalone)
Lineage: Eukaryota; Metazoa; Mollusca; Gastropoda; Lepetellida; Haliotidae
Product: parafibromin-like
Exons: 14
Coding region: 41-1621 (526 amino acids)
Biological process (GO): transcription elongation by RNA polymerase II; positive regulation of transcription elongation by RNA polymerase II
Cellular component (GO): Cdc73/Paf1 complex
Molecular function (GO): RNA polymerase II complex binding
Source: RefSeq, a predicted model, not a curated record
AGGCUAUUUAAAAGCUUCCGGUUUGCAAUUGUAACUCAAAAUGGCGGACGUGCUAAGUCUUCUUCGACAAUACAACAUACAGAAAAAGGAGAUCAUUGAAAAGGAUGACCAGAUUAUUUUUGGAGAAUUUGCAUGGCCAAAGAAUGUCAAAACAAAUUAUACAGUUUGGGGUACCGGGAAGGAUGGUAUCACAAAGGAGUAUUACACUCUGGACUCCAUCCUGUUCCUCCUGAAGAAUGUCCACCUGCAGCAUCCCUUGUAUGUCAGAGAAGCUGUGGCUCACAGUGUUCAUGUCGUCCGACGUCCAGACAGGAAGGAUCUCCUGGCAUACCUCAAUGGAGAAACUACGGCAUCAGCUAGUAUUGACAAAAGUGCUCCGUUGGAAAUAUCUCAACGACCGACACAAGUCAAGCGAACAGCAGAUGAUACGAGUGAUGAUCCUGAGAAACGGAAGAAAGCGAGACUGGAGGAAGAACAAGUUCAGCAAGCCAAGAAGAACUGGAUCACAAAGAUUGAUGGGCCGAGAGACACGUCUGUGCUGCCAACUCGACUCGGCACAUCCUCUCUCCACGAGGCCAUGCCCCUGGAGAAGAUUGCUGCCAUCAAAGCCAAACGUUUGGCCAUUAAGAGAACCAAGAUCAAAGGAGAUGACGACAUCCAGGUCGGGGCACUGGAACAGAGGAGUUUCGUGGACGCCGAGGUGGACGUGACGCGGGACAUCGUCAACAGGGAAAGGCUGUGGAGGACCAGAACCACUAUCCUGCAGAGUGCUGGCAAGCAUUUUGCCAAGAACAUCUUCAGCAUUCUCCAAUCUAUCAAGGCUCGGGAAGAAGGGUCACAGAGGCAGCAGAGCAACACAGUCGUACAACACACACCAGCAGUGGAGGCAGCUAAGCCUGUUCCAACAACCGGCUACAGCAGAUACGAUCAGGAGAGAUUCAGACCUAAAGAUGAAACGGAGGGUUUCAAGAUUGACACAAUGAGAACCUUCCAUGGACUGACACUGAAGUCAGUGACAGAGGGGGCAUCUUCAAGGAAAACACACACUCCGCAACCAGCACCACAACCCCAGCCAAUGUCUCGACCCAUCUCACAGGCACGACCACCACCCAAUCAGAAGAAAGGUUCCCGUACACCAAUCAUCAUCAUCCCUGCAGCAGCAACCUCCAUCAUCACAAUGCUUAACGCUAAAGAUGUCUUGCAAGAUCUUCGGUUUAUCAGCACAGAGCAGAAAAAAUCCCAGGGAGCCAAGCGAGACAAUGAAGUGCUCAUCCAGAGACGGAAGGAAGGCGGUCUGACAGUGCCCUACAGGAUCAUUGACAACCCACUCAAACUCUCCCCCGAUGACUGGGAUCGUGUCGUGGCCGUGUUUGUUCAGGGUCCAGCCUGGCAGUUCAAGGGAUGGCCGUGGAACGGAAACCCUGUGGAAAUAUUCUCAAAAAUCAAGGCCUAUCAUCUGAAGUGGUCUGAGCUGCCCCUGGACAACAAUGUGGCAAAGUGGAACGUACAUGUUAUUAGUCUCGACCGAAACAAGCGCCAUCUUGACCGUGCAAACUUACAGCAGUUCUGGGAGCGCCUGGACAAAUACCUGAUCAAGAACAAAGCCCACUUGCGAUUCUAAUCACCAGGAUCUCUAACCUCAUCAUGACCUACUUCAUGUGCCAAUGUUGUCUGUGAAGGAACAGAUUCACCUGCAGUGAAUGCAACAUCACAUGAAUGCAGCAUCAAAUGAACGCAGCAAUACUGCAGCAUGUUGUGACCCUCACAUUUCAACAUGAGGGGAAACAGAAAACUUUCAUCUGCCAUUUGCUAUGCAGAGUGGCCUCCCUUGAUCAUGUCAGAACCUGCUCAUCAUAGUUCCAAAUCCCAUGUCCAUCCCGAUGUUGAUGCUUGCUUUGUCAGCAUCGCGUCGUGCUUGUGGAUUUUACCAUCAUCUAAGACCUGCAUCACUUUGGACUUUGCCCACAAGAAGCUGACACUCUAUGAUGUAACAGAUAUAGUAUUCAGUAGGCUUCGCCCAACAGGACAAAGAACAAACUGUCAGAGAAGAUUCACAGCAGAGGCAUUUAGUUUGAUACCAUCAGUAUUGUCAUCCAUGCCACAGCCAAUAUGUUUCAGGGUUCAGAUUAAGCUUACGUAUCACACAGAUGACUACAGGAAGACGUUUUUUACAGCAUCCUCAAUUAUCCAGUGUGUUACAUCUCCAAUGUAUUACGAUAAAUAUGCUGGACCCAUCAGCUUCCUUAGCUUCAUUUUGACCUGAACGGCACAUGGUUCAUUGGUUGCUAAUGGUGACUUCACAACCAAACAGCUGUAUGUAAUCACAGGUGAUGUAGUGUAUCCUACCCUUUAAGUAUGGAUGAUGGGCGCCAGGGUAUUGAUUGUAAUAGAGUGGCAGUAUAGUACACAAGACAGUCAAGGAUGCCCUUUCAUGUGCACAAGUGUGUUGAGUAUGUUUAUCUUUAUGUAACAUUAGGAAAGUAAAAAAAAUUAAAUCCUUGGAUUUCAUGAGAACUUGUGAAUUUUUCUUCACCAAACUAAUCUUCAGGAGAGAUUCAAUCACUUUUGCUAUUUUUCAAAACAAAACAAGAAAGAUAUUUUUUAUUAGUGUCUUUUUUAGUCAUGUUUAUGUUAGAUGCCAUGAUAAAGCUACAUUGGCGAUUGUGUUCUUUUAUCAAUGCUUACUUUGUAUUAGCCAUAAUGCUAUGGAGAGUACUUAUCUGGAUGAUCUCCUGGAACCUGGACUGGUAUGUGUGUUGUUACCAUGGAGAUGAUCAAUUCUGACUGUGGAAUGGUUGGGCCAUACUGGUAAUUGUGUUGUCACCAUGGAGAUGAACAUUGAUCCCUAUAGUGAUUGUGUUCUCCCCAUGGAGAUGAACGUGUAUCACUAUGGUGAUUGUGUUGUCACCAUGGAGAUGAACAUUUCUUACUAUGGUGAUUGUGUUGUCACCAUGGAGAUGAACAUUUCUUACUAUGGUGAUUGUGUUGUCAACAUGGAGAUGAACAUUUAUCACUAUGGUAAUUGUGUUGUCACCAUGGAGAUUAACAUUUAUCACUCUGAUGAUUGUGUCGUCACCAUGGAGAUUAUCACUGUGGAUUGGUUGGCCAUGAUGCUUACUAUUAUGUAAAGUACCUGGUAUCAUUCAUAUCCCUUUUUUUUGAUUGCCCAAGUCAAUGCUUGUGUUCAGUGUUUGUCAUUGUUUAUAAUGUAAAUAGUACAUUUAUGUAAAGAUUUGGAAGAGAGUAGUAGAAUUUAUUCUGUGUACAAAGUGUCUUGUUCAUAAUUCCUCAUCACAAUCAUCUGUAGACUUAAUGGUAUUGGCUUCCUCCAUGUUAUCCCAUCCAACGCACAGUCCUACUGACUAGCAUGAUGACAAGCAUGAUGACAAGCAACCAUGUCACCACGUCACCACGUCACCACACCAAGGCAUCAGGUCAGUCAGUAUCAGGUGAUCAUCCUCAGCAUCAUUUCAUCAAGUUCAGGGGCAGUCGGGUAGCCCAGUGGUUAAAGCGUUCGCUCGUCACGCUGAAGACCCGGGUUUGAUUCCCCACAUGGGUACAAUGUGUGAAGCCCAUUUCUGGUGUCCCCCCCCCGCCGUGAUAUUGUUGGAAUAUUGCUAAAAGCGGCAUAAAACUAUACUCACUCACUCAUCAAGUUCAUCUUUGUUUUUUCAACGCCUAUGCAUCGUUUUGAUAAUUGCAUGGUCAUCAUUUGAAUCCAGUCUUGGUAAUAUACUGUUCAGUCCCUUCCAACAGGUUCAGAAUUAAGACUGUUGUGUGAUUAUUUUUAUUCUCACAGUCAAAAUUUCAUUGAUUUCAGACAAAUAUUCAGCAAUUGGAGAUUGAGUUAUUAUUAUUUUUUGUGAUGAACACACCAAAGUCAUUCUGCUUAUUUCUCCUGGGGCAAGACAGGUGCUGCUAUUCUCUGUCCAGGUUUGUGUCUGAUGUGAAACCCAAAUUCACCCUUAUUAUGUAUCUGGGUUUGUGAGCUUCGUACCCAUGGGUUUUGCCAAAGUGGUAAACGUCUUAAGACCUGCAUCACUUUGCACCUUCCAAUGUCAAGAGGGGCGGUCAGGUAGCCCAGUGGUUUAAGCGUUCGCUCGUCACGCCGAAGACCCAGGUUCGAUUCCCGACAUGGGUACAAUGUGUGAAGCCCAUUUCUGGUGUCCCCCGCCGUGAUAUUGCUGGAAUAUUGCUAAAAGCGGCGUAAAACCAUACUCACUCACUCACUCACUCCAAUGUCAAGACGGCACACCUUGAUAUGACUGAAAUACUGUUCACAGUCUCCUGGUUGACAGUCAUGGACAUGGCUAGAGAGAUUUCUGCUGGUCCACUGGAGAACCAUUUUCCUCUUAAUUCAGAUGCAUUGGCACUCACCAUAUUGUUACAUAAUACUUGUGUAUAUAGAUAUGUACAUAGUGUGUAUUUCACCUCAAUCAUGUGAAAGAUGUUUUUGUAAUACCAUAGGAAAAGAUCCUAUGACCUCAAUACCAGUGCUCUGUUUGCUGUUCCAUAUUUGAUAGAACAGUUGGCCCUUUUACAAUGAUACGUUGAUAUCAAACCCUGUACAGAACAAAAAACAUGCAAUAAAUAUGCAUUUCAAACUG